Anthonomus grandis grandis is the source of this 1885-nucleotide messenger RNA. It is a transcript of the gene Rsph4a, whose product is annotated as radial spoke head protein 6 homolog A. NCBI's taxonomy places the organism in Eukaryota, Metazoa, Arthropoda, Insecta, Coleoptera, Curculionidae. The record is from RefSeq and is a predicted model, not a curated record. Bases 52 to 1839 code for a protein of 595 amino acids. Gene Ontology annotation, cellular component: radial spoke; axoneme. Gene Ontology annotation, biological process: axoneme assembly; cilium movement involved in cell motility; cilium assembly. The transcript is spliced from 3 exons.
AAAAAAAACAAUUCAAUCAAAGUCUUUGCUGACACCCGUUUCGUUACAAAAAUGAUCUACGGCUACCAAGUAGACCAAAACGUAGACGAGGCGGUCGAGGAGGUCCCCAGGACCGAAAAGGAGUUUUUCAAUGCGAAAACUUUCCUGCAAACCGCUAGCGGUAACACCGGAGACAACCUCUACGACCACCUCACCGAAGUCCUCAACAAGAUCUUGGCGGAACGUCCUGAGAACGUCAUCGACUUCUUCGAGGAGUACAGCAGGAAGGUCAAAGAGCAACGCUACCGCCCUCUCACGGACCAUUUGGAGGACAUCUACAUCACCCCGGGGAGUUUCCAGUUAGCGUCCGAGAUGGUGCAAGCAUUCAAACCCCUUGCAGACAAACCGCCGUCGACUGUAGACCCCGAGGACCUGGAACUGGCCGACAUGUCCAAGAACAACAUGCUCGAAAUGCUUUACUACUUGGAGCAAGCGGGACUUGGAUUGCCACGGCAAGAAAUGGUUUUCCUCAUGCUCUCCAUGAGGAGGUUAACCAACGAGAGACCUAUAGCUUCCCUAAAGUUCUGGGGCAAAAUCUUCGGGAGUUUCCAUAAUUAUUUGAUCAUAGAAACCGAGCUGAAGGAGGAAGAGUAUAUAAGGCGUAACGAGAAGUACGCCGAGGAUGUCUUACCUCAAGAAACCGGCGACGAAGCACCCCCGGGGGCUGUAGACCUGGAAAAAGCCCUAGAGACAAUAUCGCAGGGGCAAGAGGUGAUGGCGGGCGAAGGGACGAAGGUGCCAAGAAAACUACCACCAGAACCCCGUAUCCUGUAUGAGGAACCCAAAGAGCCCCCCACCGAAAUGUCCGGCAUAGGGGUUAAUAAGAAGGUUUACUUCGUUUCGACGGGGGUGGGUAGUCCGUGGGUGGAACUGCCCGAUGUUACCCCAAAACAGAUAAGGGUGGCCAAGCAAAUUUAUAAAUCGUUCACUGGGAACCUGGAUGCGCCCAUACGGACUUAUCCGGAGUUCCCUGGAAGCGAGCGGGAGUACCUUAGGGCCCAGAUUGCCAGGAUAAGUUCGGGUACUCAUAUCGCCCCCUUGGGGUACUACACCUUUGGGGGUGCGGAGGAACUUGGCGAGGGGGCUGAAGAAGAGGAGCUAGGUGAAGAACAACCCGGAGGCGAAAGCAAAACCUCCUUCUCCCUCAACACCCGAUACGAACCUCCGGCCCUCAAAGACCUCACCGACUCCUCGAUGUCCUUCUGGGUGCACACUGCGCCCUACAUCUUACCGCAAGGAAGAGUCUCUUGGUGGAACCCUGGCCCUGAAACGGCCGACGUCGAAGAACUGGGCGAGGAACUGGGCGAAGAAGAAGAAGAAGACGAGGAGGAUGACAAGGAUAAAGCGCCUAGGGUCGAACCGGAGCGAGGACCACCCCUGCUCACCCCCUUAUCAGAAGACGCCUCCCUGGAAACCAUUAACCCUUGGACAGCUAGGGCAACCUCCAAGGUCCUUAACAUGUAUUCCAUAGCAGUAGUGAGGUCCAACUUAUGGCCGGGGGGUUACGCCAUCACCACCCCUACGAGGCACUUUUACAACGUGUAUUUAGGGUUUGGGCUGAAGUAUAUGCAGCACAACUUCUCCCCAAUGCCUCUGCCCCCGGUGCAGCAGGAAUAUGCGGUGGGUCCAGAAAUUUUGGAGGUAAUGGACCCUACCGGGCAAGAGGAGGAAAAAUGGCGCAUCGACCAUUUGCCUAAACCCAAAGAGGUGCCUGGGGAGGGUGCAGGUGAGGAGGCCGAACCCGAGCAAGAGGAAGCAGAAGAGGAAGAGGAGGAGGAGGAGGAGGAGGAAGACGACUAGAGGAGUUAUUGUUACAGUUACUUAAGUUAAUACAGUCUAAAAAGUC